Messenger RNA from Vigna umbellata (rice bean), 3456 nucleotides. Lineage: Eukaryota; Viridiplantae; Streptophyta; Magnoliopsida; Fabales; Fabaceae. The record is from RefSeq and is a predicted model, not a curated record.
AUGGGUUGGAUUUUAGUGUCAUACUUGAUCAUCUUCCAAUCUUUGCUUCUUCAUUUUUCUUCAUACAAUUGUUUGUCGUGCAAUCCUCAUGACAAAUCUGCCCUGUUGCAAUUCAAAAAUUCAGUUGCUGUUGUGGAGCUACCACCUUCGUUUGAUCCUUGUCACUCGUAUUCUCCAAAAACAGCAUCUUGGAACAAUGAAACAGAUUGUUGCGGGUGGGAUGGUGUCAUAUGUGACUCUGAGUUAGGUCAUGUGAUUGGCCUCGACCUUUCCUGCACUCCUCUUAAAGGUGAGCUACUUGGUCCCAAUAGUUCCAUUUUCAAGCUAAGCCACCUUCAACAUCUUAGCCUACUUUCUUAUGAUUUAGAUGGAUCUCCAAUACACUCUGCAAUUGGUGAUCUUGUCAGCCUCACAUAUUUAACUUUACAUUACCUUAGAAUUAGUGGUGAUGUUCCCUCCACAAUCUCUCACUUUUCAAAAUUAGAACAUCUUGAUCUCACUGUUGAAUCUCUUGAUUCCACACCGAGACUUGAUUCAUACACUUGGAACAAACUCAUUCACAACGCCACCAAUUUAAGGGAAAUUUCUUUAAGUGGAGUGAACAUGUCUUCUGUGGGAGAGAGCUCUUUGUCAUUGUUAACCAAUCUGUCGUCCUCUUUGCUUUCUCUCCGUUUCACGGAUACCAAACUCCAAGGGAAAUGGCCAACUGACAUCUUCCGUUUACCCAAUCUCCAAGAAAUACAUAUCUUAGUGAAUGAAAACCUGAGAGGUGAACUUCCAAACUCCAACUGGACUUCUCCACUAAAAACCUUGUUUAUUUCUCAAACUAAUUUCUCAGGAGACAUUCCUGAUUCCAUAGCCCACUUGAAGUCUCUUAACUCACUGUCUCUUUUUGAAUCCAAUUUUGACGGAUUUAUUCCACCAUCAUUGUUUGAUCUUACUCACCUUAUUUUCUUAUAUUUAUCAGAUAAUAAUUUAGUUGGCCCAAUUUCAACCCAAAUCAUCAAACUCUCUAAUUUAUUGAUCCUAGAUUUGAGUGGUAACAUGUUAAACGGAUCAGUUCCUCUUGGGUGUUAUUCUUUGCCUUCUUUAUUAAUCUUGGAUCUUAGUAACAAUCAACUCACAGGGUCAAUUGGUGAGUUCUCAACUAAUUCUUUGCAAUUUGUGAAACUUUCAAAUAAUAAACUGGAGGGCAAUUUUCCAAAUUUCUUAGCUCCACAUAUUCAAGUUUUAGAUAUGUCUCACAACAACUUGACUGGCCUUAUUCCAAAAUGCUUGGGAACAUUUAUUUUUCUUUGGGCGUUGGAUUUGCAAGACAACAACCUUUACGGAAGCAUACCUGAUAACUUUUCUGAAGGAAAUGCAUUUGAGACUAUAAAGUUAAAUGGAAAUCACUUGAAGGGACCGUUACCACGGACUUUGAAUCACUGUACAAAGCUUGAAGUUUUGAACCUUGGAAACAAUGACAUAGAGGAUACAUUUCCCUCUUGCCUCACAUAUUUAACUUUACAUUACCUUAGAAUUAAUGGUGAUGUUCCCUCCAAAAUCUCUCACUUAUCAAAAUUAAAAAAUCUUGAUCUCAAUGUAAAAUCUAAUGAAUCCAAACCGAGACUUGAUUCAUACACUUGGAACAAACUCAUUCACAAUGCCACCAAUUUAAGGGAAAUUUCUUUACGUGGAGUGAACAUGUCUUCUGUGGGAGAGAGCUCUUUGUCAUUGUUAACCAAUCUGUCGUCCUCUUUGCUUUCUCUCCGUUUCACGGAUACCAAACUCCAAGGGAAAUGGCCAACUGACAUCUUCCGUUUACCCAAUCUCCAAGAAAUACAUAUCUUAGUGAAUGAAAACCUGAGAGGUGAACUUCCAAACUCCAACUGGACUUCUCCACUAAAAACCUUGUUUAUUUCUCAAACUAAUUUCUCAGGAGACAUUCCUGAUUCCAUAGCCCACUUGAAGUCUCUUAACUCACUGUCUCUUUUUGAAUCCAAUUUUGACGGAUUUAUUCCACCAUCAUUGUUUGAUCUUACUCACCUUAUUUUCUUAUAUUUAUCAGAUAAUAAUUUAGUUGGCCCAAUUUCAACCCAAAUCAUCAAACUCUCUAAUUUAUUGAUCCUAGAUUUGAGUGGUAACAUGUUAAACGGAUCAGUUCCUCUUGGGUGUUAUUCUUUGCCUUCUUUAUUAAUCUUGGAUCUUAGUAACAAUCAACUCACAGGGUCAAUUGGUGAGUUCUCAACUAAUUCUUUGCAAUUUGUGAAACUUUCAAAUAAUAAACUGGAGGGCAAUUUUCCAAAUUUCUUAGCUCCACAUAUUCAAGUUUUAGAUAUAUCUCACAACAACUUGACUGGCCUUAUUCCAAAAUGCUUGGGAACAUUUAUUUUUCUUUGGGCGUUGGAUUUGCAAGACAACAACCUUUACGGAAGCAUACCUGAUAACUUUUCUGAAGGAAAUGCAUUUGAGACUAUAAAGUUAAAUGGAAAUCACUUGAAGGGACCGUUACCACGGACUUUGAAUCACUGUACAAAGCUUGAAGUUUUGAACCUUGGAAACAAUGACAUAGAGGAUACAUUUCCCUCUUGGUUAGAAACUUUGCCAACUUUACAGGUACUCGGUUUGCAGUCAAAUAAAUUUCAUGGUAACAUCACUUCUUUGGGCACCAAACAUUCAUUUCCCAGGUUGAGGAUUUUUGACAUCUCCAAUAACUACUUUAUCGGACCCUUGCCAACAUCAUAUAUCGUCAACUUUCAAGAAAUGAUGAAUGUGAAUCACAGCCAAACUGGUUCAACAUAUUUGGGCAACCGUCGUACAUAUAACGAUUCAAUAGUGGGAGUGAUGAAAGGGUUACAGAGGGAACUCACGAGGAUAUUUACUACUUGGGUAGUCAUUGAUUUAUCUAAUAAUAUGUUUGAAGGAGAAAUUCCAAAAGCCAUUGGAGAGCUGAAGUCUCUCAUAGGGCUUAACCUUUCACACAAUAAAAUCACUGGUACCAUUCCACUGUCAUUGAGUAAUUUAAGCAAUUUGGAAUGGUUGGACCUCUCAUGGAACCAAUUGAAGGGUGAGAUUCCCAUGACUCUUACAAAUUUGAAUUUUCUUUCUUUCUUGAACCUUUCACAAAAUCAAUUGGAGGGAGUGAUACCUACGGGUGGACAGUUUAACAUAUUUGAAAAUAUUUCCUAUGUUGGAAAUCCGAUGCUGUGUGGAUUCCCCUUGUCAAGAUCUUGCAAAGGAAAUAAAGAAAGGUCACAAGGUUCAACAUUUGAUGAAGUAGAAUCAGGAUUUGGGUGGAAAGCCGUUGUAAUCGGAUAUGCAUUUGGGACGAUCUUUGGAAUAAUAUUGGGUUAUAAUGUAUUCUUUGCUGGAAAACCUCAAUGGCUUGCAAGACUAGUUGAAGUUGUGUUUAAUGUGAGACUGCCCAAAACAAACAAUAAAAAGCGUGUUAUUCGUUUGGGAAGAAAAAAUUAG